This is a messenger RNA of Arabidopsis arenosa, 1155 nucleotides long. The record is from the annotation of a GenBank genome assembly. Lineage: Eukaryota; Viridiplantae; Streptophyta; Magnoliopsida; Brassicales; Brassicaceae.
AGGAGGAGAUAGAAGAAAUCUCAUCAUCAAUCUCCGGAUCCAAUCCAAUUCCCUAUCGUCUCUUCAUAGAUACAUAUUGAGGAUGGCUAACAAAGAGGAUCGUGAGGAGCAUCCUCCUCGUGGGAAUGAAUGGGAAGUCGUCUCGCUUACUUCUUCAGCUUACGCUGCUGCUCCUGGUCCGUAUAACGUUGAAUCAAGAGAUGUGCGGAAAUAUGAUGCUUACUAUGGAGCAGAAACUUCACGUGAUCUGUACAUGUCUGAACACUUUGUAUUCCCACCUAGUGAGCAUGAGAAUUUACCCAUUGAUGAACAUUUAUUCAAGGAGGAGCAAAGAAAGGAUGGCGGAGACUUGAUGCUCGAAGGUCAGGGAUUGUCUGAUCAGUUUCAUUAUGAAGCUGGGAACAACCAACAGAGUAUCUAUGGUGAAUCUGCGCUUGGUUCUUCUAGACACAUGGAAUCAUUCGGAAGUGAAACAGCUGUGUAUGAACACGGGUUAGUUGAUGCCGAGCCAAAUGAGUAUGCAGAGGGAAAAUUAGAUCUCCAUUCUGAUACCGAGGGAGAAAAGGAUGCCGAAAAAUCAACACACAACCUUCCUUGUGAAGCUUGGUGGAAAAGGAGAGCUAUUUCUAUGUAUUCACGCACAAGAGAAGCAAACGCGAUAUGGUCCUUAUUCUUUGCAGCUGCAGUCGCAGGACUCGUAGUUCUUGGUCAACGCUGGCAACAAGAGAGGUGGCAGGUUUUGCAACUCAAGUGGCAAUCAAGCAUCAGUAGCGAGAAACUGAGCAGAGUACUCGAACCUCUCUCACGCGUGAAAGACGUGAUUGUGAGAAGUAACCCACAAGCUUCUCUCGUAAGGAGUGGUUCAUCCAGUGAGGUCUAGAGGCAAAGUAUGAUAAACUCAAAGAGACAAAAAGACCAAUGUAACGUUUGUUGCUUUGACAAUCUCACACAAGCAUAGGUAAGUACAAAUUUGGUCUUGAGUUACAUGUGUGCAUGAUUGUCAAAAGCUAUCUGCUUUCUUGGGAGCCUAUGUUGCUUCAUUAUCUUGUACCAUUAGAAUGGAGAUCCAGUUACCUUCUUACAAAGCAAUCUCUUUAGGUGUCAAAAGCGCUUGUUCUAGGGUGGAAACUGGAAAAAUAUACACAUACACUGCUU